GUGCAUUCAGGGCGUUAGGUUUCUGCAUUGAGAAGUAUAAAAUUGGAUGUAUCCUGUUAAACUCUAGAUAUUCUUCAGUCAAUAAAAUUGUGCAACAUGUAUGAUGUCAACAACACCACAGAGAAUAGUUUUGACAACAUUGACACCAACGAAGUGAAUGUCACUAUUUUUGUUGUGAUUUAUAUUUUAAUCGGAUUCUGCGGCCUUUUUGGAAAUGCUUUGGUUAUUUAUGUAAUACUGAUAUCACCAAAGAUGAGAACUCUUACGAAUAUGUACCUUUUGAAUUUGGCUUUUUCAGAUUUGAUAUUUUUAUCUCAUAUAGCGAUGGUAACAACUACAAUUAUAAUUGAGUACUGGGUGUUUGGUGAAAUCAUGUGUAAGAUUUUCUUUACAACACAAGCUAUAACGACAUUCUCCAGUGUUUUAACUUUAACAAGUUUAAGUGUGGAUCGCUACAUUGCAGUAUGUAAGCCUGAUGUAGCUUACAAGUACAGACAACCACUUAAAGCAGUGUUUGUGAUAAUUUCCAUUUGGAUCUUCUCACUUUUACUCUCAAUGCCUAUAAUUCUGUAUUCGAGAAGAAUACCACAUCCUUACAUGAAAGGAAAAGAUUCCUGCAUGGUGAACUGGCAGGACGUGAAGGAAGUUCCUAUAUAUAUCAUUUAUAUCUUUAUUCUUGGAUUUGCUAUUCCACUGUGUUUUAUAUCCACAUUUUAUACCUGUGUUAUUGUUCAUAUGAAAAGUGCCGGACCCGCCAAUAGGCAAAGAUCAAAGGAACAACACAGGUAUCAUAGAAAAAUCACGUACCUUGUUUUGGCCAUCAUUUUGUCGUAUGUUAUUUGUUGGUUACCCUAUUGGAUUUUUCAGAUUGUUCUUGUAGUUGUAUUUAAGUACAAAACUGUUGCAGAGAUAAUGGUAAUACAACAAAUCUGUACAGUCUUAAUGUUUGCCAACAGUAUGGUCAAUCCUUUUUUGUACGCAUUUAUCAACAGAGACUUUCGACAUAGAUUUAAAGAGGUGUUUCAGUCACAGUGCGUUUUGAAGGAGCGUAGUGGAUUUAUUUCUACGAAAGACAAUGACAACAAAAUGGAACUUGAUUUGUUGCCAAGACAUGAUAGUAACCAAAUCGAGGCAGAACAAAAUAAGUAAAACGAAUAACAUUGCCUAAAAAAUGGAAGCGAAUGCUAUGGUCUGUAAUAUUGUUUGCAUGGAAAAAAGUGAUAUAAAAGUAGAAACUGUCUAAAUGAAAAUAUAAAAAGAGAAUGGCCUGACUAAACUGCCUUAACAUCUGUUGGUUUCGUUUAUCUGAAACUUGAUACUGUGGAUUUGUUUAUUGGAACGAAAAAUGUGUAUUUUAUUUUAAGGUAUGUAGCUAACAAUUAUGUAAUGUCAUGCAGGAGUGUUUUAGAUUAGAAAUCAGAAUAUGCUUUAAAUAAUAAAAGGAUGAUUAUUUGAA
This is a messenger RNA of Saccostrea echinata, 1456 nucleotides long. Its product is annotated as somatostatin receptor type 2-like. Gene Ontology annotation, cellular component: neuron projection; membrane. NCBI's taxonomy places the organism in Eukaryota, Metazoa, Mollusca, Bivalvia, Ostreida, Ostreidae. Gene Ontology annotation, molecular function: peptide binding; neuropeptide Y receptor activity. Gene Ontology annotation, biological process: G protein-coupled receptor signaling pathway. The transcript has a single exon. The record is from RefSeq and is a predicted model, not a curated record. Bases 97 to 1149 code for a protein of 350 amino acids.